Molecule: messenger RNA, 10415 nt
Organism: Chiloscyllium plagiosum (whitespotted bambooshark)
Lineage: Eukaryota; Metazoa; Chordata; Chondrichthyes; Orectolobiformes; Hemiscylliidae
Gene: tmcc2
Product: transmembrane and coiled-coil domain family 2
Biological process (GO): amyloid precursor protein metabolic process
Cellular component (GO): endomembrane system
Source: RefSeq, a predicted model, not a curated record
CUUUACCUUAGUUCCGCCCCCGCCUGAGCCCGCGGACAUGGCUGUUCCUCUCAGUCAGGCGGCGGUGCGUCGAAGGGGCUUUGGUGAUGGCGGUUAAAAAAAUAAGAAUGUAAAUAUCUAUUGGCGUUUAUUUAAACCUACCGGAUUUGUAAAUUCAUGAAGCAAAGUGUUGUGUAUUUUACCCGCCGAGGUAAUUUUCCUGCUGAAAAUCGAAAGGCGGUGUCGCCAUGAAAAUUUGCCUCAAAGUCUUGAUUUCGCCUUGUAUUUGGGAUGGAGGAUUGAAAUGGAUGGGCGAGUACGUUUUUUUAAGUCACUGAUGAAGCGGUGCAAGUCUGACGAGCUGCCCCUGGAUGAGGAGCAGGGGCCGAGGCUGGGAGUUGGUGCUGAUGCAGCGCUCAGGCAGCAAGGUGAUGCUGUUCCAGCAGAUGCAGCCUGCCCAUCGCUGUCACUGCCUCCACCAUCCCGCAACAACAGAACUCAAGACCUGAAGAAAAUUCAGCAGCUAUCUGAAGGAGGUGGUUCAGGUGGUAUGUUUGGACAUGGUCUGAAGCAACUUUUCCAUCACCGAAAGCGGUCUCGGGAGCGCGAUCAGAGUAUGCAAGAAUCUUCUCAACUUUACCACCAUCCUCAUGGACACUCUGAUCAUGAUUCUGCAGAUGAAAAGGAAAGAUCUCCUGAGAUGCACCGAGUCUCUUAUGCCAUGUCCCUCCAUGAUCUUCCUGCCCGUCCCACAGCCUUCAACAGAGUCUUGCAACAGAUUCGAUCGAGACCAUCCAUCAAAAGAGGAGCCAGCCUCCAUAGCAGUAGCAGAAGGUCAAAAAGUGGACCAACUGAAACCCAGAAAGGGAGUCCACAUCUUGCCCGAAAGGCACCUCAGGACAGUUCACUGACUGCAAUUUUGCAGCAGCAUCAGUACAGACCAAGGUCGUCAUCCACCACAGACACGGCAUUUACUGCAGGAGAGAUUGGUAUCCUCCACCCAACAGGGGAUGAGUCGGAACGAAUCACAGAUAAGUUUGAAAAGGGAGAUGUGAGUACACUCAGUUUGCCAGCAAACGCCAGCCAUGGGGGCUCAGACUCCAACAUUAGCCUUGAUGUGCCCGAUGGAACGCCAGAUCCUCAUAAGACAAAAGCAGCCAUAGAACACCUUCACCAGAAGAUCUUGAAAAUCACAGAACAGAUAAAAAUUGAGCAAACUGCUCGGGAUGAUAAUGUAGCAGAAUACUUGAAACUGGCCAACAAUGCAGACAAACAACAAGCAUCCCGUAUCAAGCAGGUCUUUGAGAAGAAGAACCAGAAAUCAGCACAGACAAUUGCACAGCUGCACAAGAAACUGGAACACUACCACAGAAAACUAAAAGAGAUCGAACAAAAUGGUCUUUCAAGGCAACCAAAGGAUGUUCUACGGGAUAUGCAGCAAGGUUUAAAGGACGUAGGCGCCAAUGUCCGAGCUGGGAUCAGUGGAUUUGGUGGCGGCGUGGUGGAAGGUGUAAAGGGAGGCCUGUCUGGUCUCUCUCAGGUCACUCACACGGCAGUAGUUUCCAAACCACGGGAGUUUGCUAGUCUAAUACGAAACAAGUUUGGCAGUGCUGACAACAUUGCCCACUUGAAAGACACACUGGAUGAGUCCCACCAGGAGGAGACCAGUAGGACUCUGAGUGGCAGUGCUACACUGGUGUCAAGCCCCAAGUAUGGAAGUGAGGAUGAAUGUUCCAGUGCAACCUCUGGCUCUGCAGGUGGGAGUAACUCUGGGGCAGGGGCUGGAGGCAUGGGGAGUCCCAAAUCAAAUACACUGGACAGCCAUCAUAACAACUUUGAUACUAUCCUGGAUGAACUUCGUGAAAUUAAAGAUAGUCAGUCACAUCUGGAGGAUGCAAUGGAAGAUUUGAAAGGACAGUUACAAAGAGAUUAUGCUUAUAUGACGCAGUGUUUGCAAGAAGAACGAUACAGGUAUGAGCGCUUGGAGGAACAACUGAAUGAUCUAACUGAACUUCACCAGAACGAAAUGUCUAACUUGAAACAGGAACUUGCCAGUAUGGAGGAAAAGGUUGCGUACCAGUCAGAUGAGAGAGCCAGAGAUAUCCAGGAAGCUCUGGAGUCAUGUCUAACCCGGAUCACCAAACUGGAGCUUCAGCAACAGCAGCAGCAGGUGGUACAGCUGGAAGGGGUGGAGAACGCAAAUGCGAGGGCACUGCUGGGCAAAUUCAUCAAUGUCAUCCUGGCACUCAUGGCUGUCAUACUGGUCUUUGUCUCCACCAUAGCCAACUUCAUCACUCCUCUCAUGAAGACACGGUUCCGGGUGCUCAGCACACUGCUGCUGGUAUUGUUCCUUGUCUCCCUCUGGAAGCAAUGGGAAAAUAUUGUGUACUUCUCAGAACAGAUCCAGUUACCCAGCUGAUCUGGACAUUUUUGAUAGCUGACAGAUUGGCGUGUUUUUUUUAAUGCAAACAAGGUUUCUUGACCUCUUGUUUUUCUUCUCCUCCUCUCCCAUCCCACCUCAUCUCAUCAACGUAGAUGACAUUGUUAGUGUGGUGGCCACGUGCAACAAUACGAUUCGUGGUGCGAUGAGGCCCAAUUAGAAGGAAGAGCUGAUUGAACUACAUUAUUCUUUUAAAGAUCUUAACUGAACAGGCUGUGGUGAAUUGGUUGCGUACUGACUGAAGCGAGUAAUGAAGGAAGGCAGUUUAAGGAAGACACUGUUCAUAACGAAUUGUACCAUUUCAGUAUUUUUUUUGUUUUAUUGUUAACUUAUAACAAAUAUUUAAGAGUUUUUGUGAGGGCCGGGAGAGAGUCAAUAUUAUUUGUGUGACUGAUUAUAUAUUUAUUUAUAACUAAUAUACAUUCGAUAUACCACGAAUGGUUUGCAAGAUAUCCUAAGCUUAAUCACAUUGCACAUUCCGGUUUAUGUGAAAAAAAGUCCUUGAAACUAGUAGAAAUGAAUUCUCAAAGCAUUUAGAACGGGUGAAAAUAUGUCUUUGGACAGCUGAAGCAGGCAGAAAAUUUUGUUUGGCCAGUUUUUGCCAUUAAAGAAAAGUAGAAUGUUGGAAGAAAACUUGCAGAUGCUCUCAGCAACUAGAAGUAGUCUCCACGUCCGACCAUAUUUUUCAAAGAAUUUUGUCUUACUUUUCCCAGUCUUGCAUCUUUUGUGCAUGUUUCAUUCACUGCUGCAGUUGCCAGCAUCAGUAAAUAAAGAAAUUGUAGCAGUCAUAUGUUGGCUAGUUGCUGCACAUGUGAAAAGGCAAGAGAUGUCUUGGUCAUCGAGAUACUGCUGGAUUAUGACACAUGAUGGAAGUGGUUUGGGUAUGAGUAGUUUUCAAGUUAUAGUAGGAUCCAUUACUGUAGCAGAAAAUAGAUGCAUUAGAACCUGUUCAGCAAUUAGAUUGAUGGUGUUAUUAGGAAUUAAGACCAUCAUGUGUUACUAGGUUGAUUGUCUGCAAUUUGUUUUGAUGUAUUUAAGCACGAUGAAUUAAUUCCACUUCACUCUCCCUCAUAUCUUUCAAUUACUUGACCUGUUAACCAGGCAAUGGACAUAUCUGUGAUGGAGAGAAAGUAUUAGAACUACAUGUUGGGUUUGAUGUGAACACUUUAAGCUGUUAAAAUUAGUAUUUUUUUCCCAACUGCUGCACUGUGUGUAUCAGCUUUGUGUGGGUAAAUAAUGAUCGAAAUAAGUUUUGCUUCAUGAGAGCACACUGGCUUUUUGUGGUGCGUUGCUUGAACUUUUUUUUUAAAAAGAUUCUUAAAAAUUUUUAAAUGCCAUUUGGUGAAACAGCAUGGUAAUAUUUUCCACUCAGUUAAGCAGCACCUGGUAGAUCAGAAGAUUACAUGCAAGUUUUCCCUUUUGCUUUCUCCCCCAUUCUUUCCCCUGCAUCCUUUCAUUUUCUUGUAUUCAUUUCCAAAAGCCUUUGUGAGCUAAUGGAGACCAAAUGCCUUAUUAGAAAUAACAAGUUGGCUGUUGACCAACAGCAGCAUAGUAUAAUGGCAAUAGGAGAGAGAUUGUGGUAAUAGACCAUAGUCCAAGCAGAGCUCAGUGUGUAGGAUGUUAAAACAAAACAUCCAUGCAUCUAGCAAUCGUAUAGUUAAUUGAAAAGUUGAUUCUCAUGAAAUGAGAAUUUUUAAUCAGCUUACACCACAGAUUCAGAUGAAGGAAGUAAUUCUGCAAGUUUGAUAUUAACAAUCCAGACCAUACCAACAAUGCUUGCGUCCUGUUUUUAAAUAGUAAUUUUGUCUCAUUUCAUGUCCUACAUUACCUGUUUGUUUGUGGAAGAUGGAGUAUGGAAAUGAGAGCUUUCUUUGUUUCUAAUAUUUACUUUAAGUUUGAGUAUGAUUGUAAUUCUAAUAGGUAGGCUGUCCAAAUAAGUACUGUAAGAAACAUUUUAGCACUCUGGGGAAUCACUGGGGCAUAGGGUAGUGAGCGCAGCUUCCUCAAGUAGUUUGGCAUAGCACACCAGAUACUUGGAGGGAAUACCAGAAAAACAUUCCCACAAGAAGAUUUUUCCCUGUUUUAAUCGGAAAAUUCAUCUGUUUGAUGCUCAUUUUGGAAACAAUUAGCACCUAGGAAAUAUUGUUAGACUGAGUGCUGAUUUGAAAGUCUGUGUAGAACUAAUAGUGGAGCCUGUACUUAGAGAAAAGCCUUCCCAUCAAUGACCCAAAAAUGUAUUAGAUAUUAGUAUAUAAUUGUUGUGGUUAUAUGGAAUUUGCUAGGACCUCAAUUUAACAAAUAAAUAUGACAAAUGGUGAGACUCUGAGUCAAAUAGACCAGCCAGUUCCAGGUUUGCACUGAAUUUCCAGGCUUGUGCACAAAGAUAAUAGCUUAAACAUUGUCGGGAGAAAUGGUAAUAUGGGCCUUUGAAACACAGGAGUAGUAGUACCGGGAAUGGAGAGAGAAUAAGGAUCAGAAUGUAUCAUAUAGGCAACCAGUUAAUAAUGUUAAUCCAGCUGUACUAGAGAAAUAUUGUCUUGGGACCUUUUGGGCUAAUACACGGAUGUGGUGUCACUGGGGCCAUUCUAACACGUCUAUAGUACAUUACUGUGUGUGUGUGUGUGUAACAGGAAGGGUGAUUAGACAAGGUAGUAUGCUGUUAACGCAAUGGAAGUUCUUGCCAUUUAGGAAGUGAUGUGCUUUCCUGUAAAGGUACAGUACGAGGGAAAAGGAGUGUACAGUUUGAAGGUCACUUUGUAAUCUCAAGUUUGAAUAUUUUUAUGUAAAGCACUUUUAGUUUAAAGUAUCUUUUUCCUGUUUUGAGAAGAAUAACUUGAACCAUAGUUUUUGUAGCAACCUUGCUCGGUUGGUGAAAAUUAUAGAUCUAGAGCUUUAUGAAGAUUGAUAGAGUAUUUACUGUCCUGACCUGUUUUCAGGAAUUUAUGAUAAUAAAUAUCUUAAAUCUUUAUGUGCUUCCAGUUUAGUUUUCCAGUAUGCAUUCCUCAAUGAACAUUUCUAAUGGAAAUUUACUUUGUAGGCUUCUCUUGCUAUAAAGAUGCUGUCUUGCCAGUGCUGUACCUCUGCUGCGAGAGGGUGUGAUUGUAGUGUGGCAAGUUUACUUUUGUGUUUCUAUUAAGUAAGUGAAAAUAGGAUUUUAAAAUGAAAAUAUAAGGACAAAUUUUAAAAUGGGCAUUGAAUUAUGUUUGCACACGUUUGGUCCAUUUUACCCCCACCUUCUAAUCCUGAUUGAACUGGUUCUGAUUCUGUGCAAUACUACUGGACGUACACCCAUUGAAUUAUAUUGAUGCUAAGUAGUUUAUUAAUAGGCAUAAGCAAUGCUGAUCACUGUUCCACUUGUUCUUGUAACACAAAUGCUUUCAGCUCCCUAUCGGUCUUGGCAGUAUGAUUCCUUCCCAGAUACUUGCUGGAUUUUGUUAGUUUUAAAUUGUUAUGACGUGUUUUUGCUCUCACCACCACCUCCAUCCUUUCCUAAAGUUUGUGUUCAACCACAUUACAUCCUUAUCACAGUUGCAUCACUUAAGUAAUCCUAUGGGUAAUAAUUGAACUUACAAUGUUGGAAUCUAAGAUUGAAACAGAAUCUAGAAACAUUACAUCAACCAACAUCAGUGAAUGUUGGUUGAUGUAAACCUGAAAAAUAAGUGAACAGAUAUUUUAGUACAGUCAACCAGGGGGAGGGUGGAAUUGUACACUUGGGCAAACCUACAGACUACAGAAUGAUGAAACUGACUUGUGUCUUAUGGUUUUUCUUUUCAUUUUACUCAUGAUUUUUCUUUGAAUUAUUAUCUGUAACAAGUGCAUAUUUAUAUUUGUGUAUCCUUUCCCUGAAUGUUGUAUCUUGCCCAAGUACGCCGUUCUUUUCAGUUUUGAAAACAGUUCUAUAUUCCAAGUGUUAGUUUAUCAGUUCUCUCUCAUGCUGACUUAAGUGCUGUACAUUUCCAGCAUUUUUGAUUCACCUAGCCCUUUAUUUUGGACUUGUUUUUCAGGAAGGAAUUGAUCCCUGAUCAAGUUAUCGGGCAAAUGAUUUACAAAAGCCAGCAAUGGAUUUCUCAAAUUAAUCAUACCCACUGCAUGAUCUGCUGCCUGGGUAGAUUAAUUUUACUUGAAAAGGCCAAGUGGUAGUGAAUAUGCCUGCCCCACCAAUGGGAUAAAGCAAAUAAAUUUUAAUAGCACAUCAUUCGCUACAACAAAUUAUUUACUCUUGUUAUGGCCAUGUACAUGACUGACAGAAAAACAAAAGGUACAUGAAUACAAAAGCAAUUUACUAACCAUGCAAGUUAACAAACUUUCCUAUCAACAUUAUUUUCAGAAUUUUUGCAUUUGCCAUUUUACUACAAAUCAGAAAUAUUGCAAAACAGACAACGACAAAAUUCAUUGGCCACAGACUUAAAGCCAAACAGCAUUGUCAUUGCAGAGAUUUUCAAAUAUUAUGAAAAUAGUCCUUUAUAUUAUUCGUCAAUUUCAGUGUCAGCAAUGGGAUUCUUUCCUCGUGUCAGCAACUAAACAUUAAUUGAUACUUUCCUUUUCCACUUUAACAGCAUUGUUCUUUGAAGAUUUACUGCCACUUCCCCACCUGAGCUUUCCCUGGGGAUUGUGUAGUUCUUGCAGUAUCAAGCACUUUAUGUAGGCCAGUGAGUUCUAUGGUAACACAGUCAAAAGAGACAUUACUCUUAUGGUUUAAGUACGGAGAUAAUAGAUUCUGUUCAAGAGAGUUACCUCAGCAGGCACUACAGUGCUUUACUGUAUCACUUUAGGUGCACGUGACUUUGCUGUGACAGCAGGAACUGAAAGAGCAAAUACAACUAUGUUCCUCCAUUUUGCUUUACUAAAAUGGGUAGUCUUAAUUUAAUGGUAGAUUUGUAGACUGACAUUUUUGUUGGUUAAUAGUCUUGCUUGUUCCCUGAACCCCAGAUUAUUUGCACCAAAGAGUGUCACUGACAGGACCGGAAGAACAAUGUGUUUUCCAUUGGCUCCUUCUGUUAUUUUUAAAAAUAAUUUGUUGAAAAUAGUUAUAGAAAGCAAAAAAUGUGGAAAGCAAUUAAAUGCCUAAUUUAUUCAAAUAGUGGCAAAGAUCUGAUAAAUCACCAGUGAUAGUUAUUUGAAUAUGUGAAGAACAUUCAAUCAACUGAAAAAAACUAACUCUUUAAUAUAACAGCAUAAUGCAACUUAUAUUACAAGUCUUAAUGGAUUCUGUUACAAAGAUUUUAAUGCUUAUAAUGUUGCAGUGAUCUAGACUCCUUUUUUUCUGAACAUUGUCAGCUGCCACUAUGAAAGUACUUGAAUGUUCUGAAAGUGGGCAUUAAAGGAAAGUCCACUUUAGGGGAGGGGAUGAGUACUUUUUAUUUAUGAUACAUCCCUAUUUUACAGUAAAAAUGUGUUAAAUUGGGCAUUUUUCCCUUUCUGCUCAGUUUUUGCAUGACUAGCAUUGGGCUGGGGCAGAUCAGUUCUUUGGUUGGCCUAACGUUUUAAAUAAUGACAGUCUCCAUCGUAAGGGCCUGCUUUGCAAAGAAGAAAAUUCUUGGAUGUAAGUUUUUUUUUGCACUUUACAGGCAAAUUUGCUGUCACUGUGGCUUCCCUUGUGCUCCAAGUAUGUAACCAAAUUUUCAGAUGCUCUGUGUUGAUUAACAAAAUGAGACAAGGAGACUACAUGGAAGUUCAUUCUGUGCUAAACAUAUAUUUUUGUUUUAAUGUGCUCUACUUGCAUAGAGCCUAACUGGGCAUUUGUGCUUUGAAUUGGCAGAUUUACAAGUAGUUUAUUGUUGGCCUCCUCACUAAGACAAAACCAGAAAAUAUUUUCCCAGUUUUGAAUUCUUGAAGUUCACAGAUGCAGAAGAGGUUAGAAUUAGUGGACAUUCAACAAUAGUCAUAAUCUAGUCAAGCUUGCAGCAAGCCAUGUUAGUUGUAAUGCUAUAUAAAUAAUUAUCUUUGGUUAUGUUCUGUCCUGUAUCAGAGAACAUAUGAUAAAUGUUUCUUUGUGGCACAUGCUGUACAGAGCCCAGAAACAACUUUAUUGAUUAGAGGCAGCGGUCCAUUGUGUUACAUUAGUGAGCAUGGCAACCUUUGUCAUAGGAUGUUGUGCAUUGCAGAUUCUCAGCCCAUCUGGAUCAUGAAACCUCCAAUUGAUACAAUGAAUGUAGACCACGACUAUCCUUGUUUUAUAUGCAAGGUCAAGAGUUUAUUUUAUCAGUUAUUUAAAGAGAUACCUGAAGUUAUGAAAUGUCCUUUUUUGAGUGAAUUGUUUAAGUUGCAUUUUUUUCCUGACACUCCAAUUUGUUUUGAUUUAUUUAUUAUCACAUUCAAAAUACAGUGAUGUGUUGUAUUGUGUCACCACUCUCUGGCGCCAUCUUAAAACACAGAAAAAUAAACCAAAACGUAGAAUCUAAAGGCAGAAGAAUAAAGAAAUAAAGAUAACAUGCCUUGUUGAAACUGAAUCCCUUCUUUAUAUAUUCCUUAUAUGUAGACGCAAGAUCAGUUUUAUUGCUACGUAAGCUCUUGGGGAACAACUUCGUACACUCACAUCUAGUUCAAUGAUAUUUCCAGGUCAUACGAAUGUUUAUUGUUUCCUUUCCAUUAUUUCAAGAUUGUUCAUGCUGUCUCAAACUUAUUUUGCUUCCAUUUUCAUGUUGCAAUAUAUUUAUUAAUUACUUGAGAUCAAUGACCUUUUUACAGCUUGCUUCCACAACAGUUCCAGUUGAGGGCACUCAUUUACAUGUGACAAAUGCUCAAUUUUUUUUUAAAGAAAAUUUCCUGUGCUGCAAAGUCUGAGUGGAAGAAUUCUGUGCUUGCAGUUAAAUGUACAUCUCCGUUCCAAGAUACCUACAAAGACACAAAAGACCAUUUGAACCACUGAACAUCUGUUCCACAUAUAGAUUGCUUCUUGUGUGAAGAAAUUGUUUCAAUUAUCAGCCCUAAAACUAACCUUUAAUUGGUUGAACCUGUCACUUACUGGACACAGUGAUGGCUUUGUGUCCAAAGAUGAAUUAAUGUGUUAGAAUUUGUUCAGAUUGGGAAAUUAACAAACCCCUACCUCAGCAUUUCAAAGUCUCCGUUUUCCCAAUGAGUUAGAUUGGCUCUAACAUCAGAGGCUAGACUUUAUUCCUGGCUCAUGCUCUUCAGAGUUAAGCAUUACUGCAGUCUCCAUUUGUGCACUGUAUGAGGGAGGGGACAAAAUGAGGUCAAGUUAUCACUCUUAAAUCACUGUACAGUGGUACUGGCUUAAAAGUGUAUGUAUGUGACUAGAGUAUGAAUGAAGCUGCUCUUGGUUGAAUAGGCUGACAGUGCUCUGAAUAGCAGUGGGAGGGAGGAGAGUGGAACCAAAGGUUUUCUCACUCACUUAUAACUAGCACAGAAGGAGUAAGUGUUUGUACUGGCAUGUGGUGUGAUUAAAUCACUGGCAAGGGAAAAAAAUCAACACAUCAAUAUUAUCUCUUAGCAGGUUCUACUGAUACUUGGAUUCCUGUGGGAACUUUUUGAAGUUUUGUCGAUGGAUUAUUCAAACCUGAAAUCCGAAAUUUCAGUGCCAGUUUCUUUGGCCCUCAGGUGCUUAAGUAACCAUGUGGCUGAAUUACUUUGCCAUGUAAAACACAUUACAAUGCCAAAGAACUUAACACUGUGUCUGUGUCAUUGAAAUGUUGAUUCAAGAGGGCAAAAAUCAUGGAAGGAGUUCGAAAUUUUUUGGGUAGGGGAAUAAAGUUGAUGGUAUCAUCAGAUUAAUGUCCUUUAUAAUUGGCAAGGAUAAAGAAAUACUUGGUUACUUUAUUACUGGUUCCUCAAGGAACUUCACUUGCUGGUGUUCCUCAUUAUUUGCUCAACAUAAAGAUCUGGGCAUAGAGUUUCAAGGAUAGAUUUUAUAUUGGAAUCUCCCAUCAUCCAUUCAUUGUAUUUUACUUUCUGGAAGAAUAAAUGUCUAGAUAAAUGUACACUUCUGCAUACAAUCAAAACGCAGACCUGUCAAAAAAUAAACCAAUUUUUAAAUAAA